CGGGCCUGGCGCCGGGGGUCGCGGUGCCCCCGUUGGCGGCUGAGCUGCGCUGCCCUGGCUCGCCCUGCCCUGCUUUGCUCUGCUUUGCCCGCCGCCGGGCUGUGAUGUGUGUGCCCCGCUCGGUGGGAGGCGGGGAGUGCCCGGCAGAGAGGAGGGGAGUUAGUCAGCGGCGAGGAGGAGGAGGAGGCAGGGCCGGAGGCAGAGCCAUGGAGAGCAGCGCUCGGCGGGCGGGGCGGCCUGUGUGACCGGGGCGCAUCGCGGGGGCACGGCCCGGCAGCCGGGCGGCAGCGGCGGGGCCGGGCAUGAAGGUUAUAAAUAGCCCCGCGCGGCGCCGUGUCACGGAAGGACAGCCUGGCCGGGCGCGGGCAGAGGCCGCCGGCGCGCAGCCUCCCCCGGCCGCCCGCCCGCGGGCCCAGCUGCGCUAGCGGCGGGGCCGCCUCCCGCCCGCCGUGCCCGCUGCGGGGCCGCGAGUGACACACGGCGCGGCGGGACAGCCCGCACCGCACGGCCCCGGCACCUCGGCCCUGCCGGACCGCGCUGAGGCACCGGGGAAGAUGAAGCCGGAACGAGAUACUUUGGAUGAAUACUUUGAGUAUGAAGCUGAGGAGUUCCUGGUCUCCUUGGCCUUGCUGAUCACUGAGGGCCGGACACCAGAGUACUCCAUCAAGGGCAGGACAGAGGGCUUUCACUGCCCCCCAGCACAGUCGAGCCAGCCACCAACAACUAAGCAUGAAUGCAGCGACAAACUGGCUCAGUGUCGUCAGGCCAGGCGAACCAGAUCUGAGGUUAUGCUCCUGUGGAAGAACAAUAUUCCAAUCAUGGUAGAAGUGAUGCUACUUCCAGACUGUUGCUAUAGUGAUGAAGGGCCCACCACAGAGGGGAAUGAUUUAAAUGAUCCUGCCAUCAAACAAGAUGCAUUGCUGUUAGAAAGGUGGAUUUUGGAGCCAGUUCCUCGACAGAGUGGAGAUCGAUUUAUUGAGGAGAAGACCCUGUUAUUGGCUGUUCGCUCCUUUGUUUUCUUCUCUCAGCUGAGCGCAUGGCUGAGCGUCUCACAUGGUGCUGUUCCCAGAAACAUCCUCUACAGGGUGAGCGCUGCAGAUGUGGACUUGCAAUGGACGUUCUCCCAGACACCCACUGAGCAUGUCUUUCCUGUUCCUAACGUUUCUCACAAUGUGGCCUUGAGGGUCAGCGUCCAGUCCUUGCCAAGGCAAUCCAACUACCCAGUUUUGACCUGCAGUAUUCACACCAAUCUUAGCUUUUAUGAAAAGCAAAUGCAAGAGCGUAAGUUCCAUCAGCGCAGCGGUCCCAGUGCUGCUCAGCAAUGCAGUGCUCCCAGUCCACAGCGUUUUCCUGGGAAGCAGACAUGGACAAUGACACCUGAAGGCCUACUGAAUGGAAAAAAGAAGCCUGAAUUUACUACAUCUUUUAGAAAUUUAAAACUUUAUCCAUCUACCGGACGUGGAUCUGACUUUGGGGCAUCACAGUCUAAAGUUCAGUGCUAUAAUGCCACAGCAGACAAUAAGACACAAUCUCAUGAAACACCGGUCAGAACUUUUAAAUCCUAUUCUCUCGUUGAUUCCCGUGUUUCAAACAGUCAUUGCUCUCAUCAGCCCACAGGAGAAACCAAUCCUUUGAUAGGCUCUUUACUUCAGGAGCGACAAGAAGUCAUUGCAAGGAUUGCUCAGCACUUGAUUCACUGUGAUCCAGCUACUUCACCAGUUGUUGCUGGGCGUCCAUUCACCACACAUGAAAACAUCUCGGCUACACCAAAAGCUUUUCGGAGUACUUUCGAAGAGGAGAACUUGCCAAGGAAAAGCAAGGAAAGCUCCCCUGUUCCUGCUGCCAACUUAGACAAUGCAAUACAGGAAGAUGGUGGUGAAGGCAAAACUAGGGCAGGGCCAGAGGUCACGCUGCUCGAUGCCCGUGUUCCAGGGAACCACUGUGGCCGUCAGUCAGCAGGAGAGAGCAACCCCCUGAUCGAUUCCCUGCUCCAGGAGAGGCAGGAGGUGAUAGCAAGGAUUGCCCAGCACUUGAUUCAUUGUGAUCCAGCCACUUCCCAUGUUGCUGGACGUCCAUUCAAAGUGCAUGAGGCUAGUCCGGUCGUAUCAAAAGUUUUUCGAAGUACAUAUGAAGAUGAAAAUUUGCUGAGGAAGGGCAAGGAACCUUUUGCUAAAUCAAAUUUUUCUUUGUUAGCAGACAGCAGUAAAUCAGGGACAAAGACACCUGAUACUCCUAUCAGUCCUUCUAGGUUUGAUGGAGAAUUGAAGACUUCUCUGAAAGUCCAAGCAAGAAGAAAAUUGGUUUUAGUAAAACCCAGUGAAGCUGUCCAAAAUGCAUUUCAUCAGACUUCAAAUAAAACUUCUCAUGCAUUUAGUAGCAUUCACACAUCAUCAUGUAUUAAAGAAAAUAAAUCUGAAGUUCCAGAUAAAUUGGAAAUACAUUCUGGUUAUGCACAGAAAGACCAGAUAACCAAUAGAUGUAAACAGGGUUCAAAUUCCAGCAGCACUGAUGAACAGAUUUGCACAAACAAACUUAAAGAAAGAACAGUUGUUCGUGAGAACAAUGGCACAGACAGUUUUAAUAAUUUACAGAUGGAAAAAUGCAGAAUACUUGAAGGUACAAAAAAAGCAACUGUGAUGCCGGUAUAUGACUCUUUGCACAAAAAUGAGCUCAAGUGUUUAGAUAGAGACUCCAAAAAACCAAAUAUUUAUGAGCAAAAUACUCAGCUUAUUAGUAUUGAAAAUUAUUUAAAUAAAGACCAUGACAGUUUCAAAAACAAAACCAAACAAGACAAAAUAAAAACUGCACAUGAUGAGAAUGAAGACCCAACGGGCCUCGAUUCUCAAAGCACUUCUCAGAAGAAACCUGCAGAAGACAAUGCAGCUAAGUGUGAGUGGCAGAAGAACCCUGAUGUACAGAAAGCACCAUCUCUAAAACACACAAACACAUGGCGGAAACACAAUUUCCGAUCCCUGGACGGAACUUCAACCAAGGCUUUUCAUCCCAGAACUGGACUGCCUCUGCUUUCAAGUCCUGUUCCUCAAAGGAAAACACAGUCUGGGUGCUUUGAUCUGGAUUCAUCAUUGUUGAAAUGUCUGUCUGCAAGAAGCCCACAACAAUGUAUAAACAGAGACAGUGAUCCAGACAGCCAUGGGAAACCAUUUCUAAGUUCUAGUGCUCCACCAGUAACAAGUCUAAGCCUUCUGGGAAACUUUGAGGAAUCUGUCCUGAAUUUCCGCUUGGACCCGCUGGGUGUCGUGGAGGGUUUCACAGCAGAGGUGGGAGCAAGUGGAGUCUUUUGUCCCACGCACAUGACUCUGCCAGUUGAAGUGUCAUUCUACAGCGUUUCAGAUGACAAUGCACCCUCUCCUUACAUGGGUGUAAUUACUUUAGAGUCCCUUGGGAAAAGGGGUUAUCGGGUACCGCCUUCAGGAACAAUACAAGUGACCUUAUUUAACCCUAACAAAACUGUGGUGAAGAUGUUUGUGGUGAUCUAUGACUUGAGAGAAAUGCCAGCUAAUCAUCAAACAUUCCUACGGCAAAGAACUUUUUCUGUCCCUGUGAGACGAGAAAUCAAGCGAACUGUCAAUAAAGAAAACAGUCACCAGACUGAAGAAAGGCUACUACGCUACCUCAUACAUCUGAGGUUCCAGAGUUCUAAAUCUGGAAAGAUCUACCUCCACAGAGAUGUAAGGCUCCUAUUCUCUCGGAAAUCCAUGGAAGUUGAUAGCGGCGCUGCAUAUGAACUCAAAUCUUACACUGAAUCUCCAACAAAUCCUCAGUUUUCACCAAGAUGCUAGCAAACAAUGGCAAACUAAAGUAUUCAUUUUUCUGUUGAGUACUUCUUGCAAGCAGAGAUUGGUAGAGACAACAGUAUAAAGUUAAGUCUGUAAAGGAAUAAAAAUAGCGCUCAAGAGAAAGAAAGUUCUGUGUCAUCCUGGACCAGUUUUUAAAAGGUUUCUGGAAUGAGCUUUGUGUAUUCCAAGUAGACUGGAAACAUACUUAAAUCUAAUCUUUUUGUACUGUUUAAAACCACUUCAUUGGAUGUGUUGCAAUAGCAAAUUCCCAAGUUAGUUUAGUGUUUACACUUUUUAUUUUAUUUUUCAGUUAUUUAAUAUUUAAUGUUUCAUUUAAUACUCAAGUGAUGUUUGUCUUUAGUGUUCUAAUGUAGCAUAAAUCCUAUGUAAAAUCAUACUAUGUAUUUUUGGCAUUAAUAUUGAAAUCUGAAAUAUAUACAGAUGUCUUUAAUCUGUGUGCUGUUUCAAGUGAUACUCAUUUAAGUUAUUGAAAAUGGGGACAACAGGUGAAUUUCCAUAACAUUUCAUACUAUGCAAGCAUUUAGCUGUUUUUUCUCUGUAAUGGUACCAUUUUCCAUUUUUUCUCACAUCCAGAUUUAACAACACUUGCAACCACAUUGCAGAUUGUUUAUUUACUCAUGCAUUCAGAUGGUUAAUUCAAAUCACAUUUUGCUCCCUCAAUUUAUUUUCUCUCCUUAAGGGCCAUUUUAAUUUUGUUUAUUCUGUUAUUAGUUUUCCUCACAUAAAAUUUCCACCCUCCCCCAUUUUAUUUCUCAAAUUGUGUUAAAGGAUGUACUGUGCAAACAAAUUAGUAUUUAUAUCUCAAAUAUAUGCAAAAGCUAUGAAA
This is a messenger RNA of Oenanthe melanoleuca, 4644 nucleotides long. RefSeq names its product atos homolog A (gene ATOSA). The coding region runs from base 555 to 3800 and encodes 1081 amino acids. NCBI's taxonomy places the organism in Eukaryota, Metazoa, Chordata, Aves, Passeriformes, Muscicapidae. The record is from RefSeq and is a predicted model, not a curated record. The transcript has 13 exons.